Messenger RNA from Xyrichtys novacula (pearly razorfish), 7231 nucleotides. The record is from the annotation of a GenBank genome assembly. Lineage: Eukaryota; Metazoa; Chordata; Actinopteri; Labriformes; Labridae.
ACAUCUGCUCAGCUCUGUUUCAGAUCUGGUGUUCAGACUUGUUUGUUCAGGGGGUCUCUGACAUGGCAGAAAGUGUGGGAACCCCCUACAGCUUCUGCAUAAAGACUGAUAUCGAAGACAUAGAGGGUUAAUUUCAAGCCCCCACCACCACCACCCACAUCUCCAAUUUGAAAGCCGCCUCUCUACCGGGAGAGGAAGGCUCUUUUUCGGUCAGAUGGCGUGCUGCAGUCCGCCCCCGUCAUUCUCCAGCCCACACAGACAGGGCAGCCAGCAACCAAUACGGUGUGCCGGAGGAGGAUUUCUGCCAGUGAUUUCAGACGAGCUACGAUACGCAAAGGGGAUUUACUACGCCACUCCGAGCCGGGGAAGCUUUCGGCAAUAGAUACUCGGGUAAGAAACGAAUAUGAUUCCAGAUUCGAUGUGUUUUCGCGGGGUGUUUUCUCGCACAUCUGGCUCAGGAUCACUUGUCAUCAUUCGAUGUUUAUCGGGAAAAAAAAACAGAUAAUAAUAACCCAAGUGUCGCUACUUUGAGGCAGCCUAUAUGUAGCGUGCUGUUGUCUCUUUGUCCACAGAAAUGAGUUUGUGUUUCUUUACCAGUUUCACCCCGCGUGGACCCACCUGGAAGCUGUGACAUCGCGUGGUUGGGGAGACAACUUUCUAUCAUUACGCAGGUCUCCUCUGUGCACAUCCGUCUACCUGACCUGGAAAAGGUAGGACAGCAUUUUCAAACUCAGAGGUGUAUUGGGUGGAAAAAAGGUUUUAAAGAUGUACAUUGUUCCUUUAUGGUGAACUUUUCUGUUCUGUUCAUGGUGUUAUAUGUGAAUACCUCAUCAAUGUAAAUAGUCUUGAGCAGUUUUGGACAUCUAGAUCUUGUUAUCAUCUUUUCUUGGAUUGAUAAUCACAAAGGAUUUCCCCAGCUGCUUGUUCAUAUGUCUCUUUCCUCCUGCCCAAACUUUCCAGAGCUGUUUGCCAUGUCUUUGCCACGCACACUUGGGGAGCUGCAGCUCUAUCGGGUGCUGCAGAGGGCCAACCUGCUGGCCUAUUAUGAAACCUUCAUCCAGCAGGGUGGUGACGAUGUGCAGCAGCUCUGCGAGGCGGCAGAGGAGGAGUUCCUGGAGAUCAUGGCACUAGUUGGCAUGGCCACCAAGCCACUGCAUGUGCGUAGGCUGCAAAAGGCUCUACGAGACUGGGCAGCUAACCCUGCCCUUUUCAGCCAGCCUGUCUCUAAUGUCCCUCUGGGGGGCAUCCCACUGUUCAAAGUGGAUGGGACAGGAAGUGGAUCAGCAGGUGGGCCAAGAAAGUCUGUGAGCAAUGGGCAGCCAGGAUCUCCAUGUGAGAGGGAGGACCGGGCGUGCCUUACUCCCAUGCAUAGUGGAAGCCCCAGAAGCCCCUGCUCCCAGGCCUCCCCACAGCCACCAGACACACACUACAGAGAGAAACUAUCCCCCAUAGAUCCGCACUGGCUCAGCCCAGAGCCUGAUGGGAAUUGCAGUUUGGCUUCUGCAUCUGGAGUAGAUGAGGAGCCCCCCAGCCCACAGUGUCCUCUUGGUCCCUCAACAUCUCCAAGCCCCUCUGCUUCCUUCACACCUGUGGCUCUGUCAGCCUGGCCUGGAGGACAGCUGGACAGGGAAACAGCAAGGGCGGUAGUGGAGAGCGUGGAGAGGCUCCUCAGGACCUUGCCUAGGUCCGAUCCUACAGAAGUGAAGACUCUGCUCAGGAUGAACAAGAAGAUGGCAAAGACUGUGGGCCACAUCUUUAAAAUGGCCCCCCAGGAUGUGAACAAAGAAGAGGAGAUCAGGAAAUACAGUCUCAUCUACGGACGCUUUGACUCCAAGAGGAGAGAAGGGAAGCAGCUCACACAUCAUGAGGUAAAGGAACAACCAUGAUGUGAGGCAAGUGUCUGACAUCCUGUAAACCAGUUCAAUCAGGAAAAAGUCAACACCAGAAACAAAAUACGCUGUUGCUUUAUUGUUUUUAUGUCAUUAUCACAGUGUCCGUCCCCCCUUCACUCAGUGCUUUUCCUCCACAGCUGAUUAUCAAUGAAGCUGCCGCCCAGUUCUGCAUGCGUGACAAUGCCCUCUUGCUGAGACGGGUGGAGCUCUUUUCUUUGGCUCGGCAGGUGGCAAGAAAGUGUGCCUACACGUCCACACUCAAGCAUGCAAGGUAGGGGUGCCGUCCAUAUAGAAGAGCGAUCUGUUUUUCCAGAAGCCAGCUCCUGCUGUGUCUCAAUUGUUCCAACGCUAAUCGUUCUAUAGAGUUAACAUUAUCUUACAGUAAUGCUAAAUGUCCUAGCUGUUAUAUUUAGCAGAUACUUUAUGUACCUGUGGUUUUGUCUGACUCAUCUUUCCACCAGUUCAUUCAUUUUCUCUAUGAACCGCAUUCACAUCUCAGUGGGAAUCAAACGUCAACCUUUGCAGCUUUAGCAUAAUGAGCAAACGCCGGACUCAGUCAUCACAAAUCCCCUGUGUGUCUGUGAACUUGAAAACAUGUUUGCAGAAUUAGUAUCAUGGUUGCUGCCAAUCUGCGAGUGCCACUCUUGAUCAGAAAUCCCUUGUGAAAUAUUGACUUUCUCUCAUAUUGAUGUUGUAUUUUUAAAGUUGGUUUUACUGUUUCCCUCCCAUAGGACAAAUGCAGAUGAGAACAGCGUCCUGUCCCUGAAGAGAGCGAGACACGAGGUGAAUUUUCUCAGCAGCACUCAGUGCGACGACUUAUUGAUGAUGAUGUGAUUUUAACACAUGACCCUGUGUGUAAACAGAGCUAAAGUUCAGGGGAGUUGUCGGUGAUGUGAAGUGAUUCAUCAGCACUGAAAUGACACUGAUGUGUUUUAGGUAAUUGUUCCUGAGAGUGUAUCAUCCCUUCUGGGAGUCGAGGGCUCAGAGGGCGUGACACAGAGAGCAGACGACGACAGCUUAUCCACAGAAAGCCUUGACAGUGUGUCUCAUGGUAAACACUCCAGAUCAUUGUCCUGCUUGUUUCUACGAAAACUCGGGGUUUGAAGAUGCCUUUUACACCCGGGUCUGUGUGUUUGUUUCAGACAUCACAGGCUCACAGUGCAACCAGUCUCCAUCCCCUCGUCCACACACAGACACCUCCAACCCCGCCAACUGGAGUCGCCAUCUCAUACAGCAAACGCUAAUGGAUGAAGGGCUGCGAUUGGCUCGGUUGGUGUCACAUGAUCGGGCUGGCAAGCUCAGUCUGGGAUCUGAAGGAACUCACUCUACAGGUGACAUUUCCAAUAAUGACUUGAUAAGAUGUUCUUAAUAAUGGGCAAAGAAUAAAACUUGACACUGAAUUUUGCAGACCUUUGUUUGGGUUCAGAAAAUAUUUUAGUAAUGAUCUUGGGAAGAAAGACCCAAUACUAGUCUCUGCUUUCAAUAGUAAACAAAGGAGUAGCAGCCGGUUAGCUUAGCAUAGCUCAACAAAUGGAAAAAAGUGAAACCACAGGUCUGUACAACGGUUCGAGACUCCUCCUACAAACAUCACUAAAAUCACAAAUAAUGUUUAUUUCUUAUUUAUUGUGAACCUAAAAAAUAAAGUAAAAAAAUACAUUUCUUACUUCACAAGGGUUGUGUGCUGGACUAUUUUCUAUCUGGAAGCUGUUCUACAUCAUAUACAUCAUAUUGGAUGUUAAAUAUAUCAUAAAUAUUAAAUAAACAACACAUAAUAUGUUUAUAAGCGAGCAUUACGGAUGCUGGUGUUGUUAGUUCUGAAACUAGGCUUGCUUUUUCAUUGAGCUCUCAGUAUUUUAUGCAAGGCAAGGGUCAGUGAUUACUGAGGCUGGACUAUUUUACCAAACAAACAAACAUGAGGGCAAACUCUGCAAAAAAAAAAAAUCUUAUCUUGAAAAUAUCAAGGUUCUUCUUAAAAUAUGAAUAUUAGGAGUGUAAUCAGAGGAGAUAAAGUUCAUGUUGGGGUUAACUAAAAUAGACAGGCAGAGACUCCUUAGCCUCUCCGAACAAUGAAUAUUUCAUGGCUCUUCGGCCUGUACUCUAGUGAGUCAGACUCUGUGACGCCUCCCACUAUGCACAGCUGAACUUCAGCAGACAGCAAAUUAGAGAGGAGAGAAGUUAGAAGGAGAAACAGAAGGAGAUGGAGAGUAUAUAAAGAGAGGGAAAGAGUAAGAGAGGGAGGGUUGAGAAGAGGGGGGGGGCAUGUUGAGCUGUUAUAGCACUUCCGUAAGACCCGGUUACUGUAGCAUGUUUUAUGAUGCAUCACAGCCUCUCACAAGAAAAAGAAAAAAAAAAAAAGAUGCAAGUGAUCCAAGCAAGUUAGUCGUUCUGGGCUGAGAUAGCCAGCUGAAGAGAUGAAGCGAGAAGGAAGCCAGCAAAGACAUGAGGGGGCGGGGAGGGAGGAGAGGAGGGGGGGCAAAGGAAGUUCUCCGUGGGCGGCAGAACCAGAGCCCCCCCUCUCAGCUACAACUGACGUCAGAGUGUGUUAGGUGCGUGGGCUGAAGGGCGGGAUGGAUGGGGCGUGGGGGCGAGGGAGUGGGAGGUAAUUGGAGGGGCGUUGCAUUGACUCACCAAGCGACAGUGUACAAAAAUAAAACCUGUGGGCAGGGAAAUGGCACAGUCUUUUUCAUACAUCUUCUCCCUCCGCCGAAAGGAGUGCGGAAACAACAAAAAAAAUGACAUAUGUUUCAUCUCUGACGUUGAUCUUCCUCACUUUGUUUUUAUCUCUCUAACUCAUCCAAGUUUCCCUCGUCUGUGUCUCUCAUUAAUCUGAACUUUCUCUCACUUCCUGUCUACGUCACUGUUUUCUACCAUAACUUAUCCUCAUCUCCCCUUGCUGCUGAUUUAAAUCAGAAUAUUCUUUUGUCUAUACAUUAGAAUCACAAAGUCAGACAGUCUCCAUAUGUAACUGAAUAUGUGUUCAGAUUUUAUUCUUAUGUGUUAAGAUUUUAUUCUUUACACAAAGUCUUCAGAAGUUAUAAUGACACAGCAUGCUAAUGUUUAAACACCUGAACACUAAGGGUUUAUAAUGAGCAAAUUAAAAAAAGGACAGGUCAAUAAAUGAAUAUUUUUCACACUCUUAAGCAUUAUCUGCAUCAAACAAGCACUCAUUAACUGUUUCCAAUCCUCAUCAGAGGUAUUUGAUCAAGUAAAAAAAUAUAACAUGAGCAUCGAUUUUUGCCUGAUUUCUUCAAUGUGUCUUGUCGACUGAUUUGUUGACUUAUUCACCAGCUCAUUUAAACAUGCAACACUGGACACUGUCUGUUACUGACAGCUUGGGUUUGUCAUGAUGAGUUCACUCCAUGUGGGAGAUUUUCUUGCUGAAUACCCAAAAGUUCUUAAAACACUGGUGACAUAGCAAUCACUGUGACUCUUGACUCAUAUUUAUCAAAAUUAAAAUGACUAUAAUAGGAUGUAAGGUCAUUUUAAAACAGUGUAAAAUAUCCUGUAUUAGGAAGAAAUACCAGGUUGAAAUACAAGUUGUUAUCUUGCUUUAAUCUUUUCAUUUUCCUGAUUCACAGCCAACAGUAUAGUUUUGGAUAUUACAUGUAUCGCUCGCUCAUCCUAAACUCCUGCCUAGGACAGCUCUCAGUGCUCUUCUUAUUAUCUUUAUUUCUUAUUUAGCUAGUAUCUGAAAGUAUCUCAAAGUGACUCAUUACAUCAUUGUAAUCAUUAUCACCCUCAAACGUUACCUCUCUCUUACAGACAUCGAUGUUAAAGUGGAGAGGCGGAGCUCGAUAACAGCAUGCAGGAGUGUUAGCCCCUGCAUCACCAAAGACAACUCUAAUCAUCGAGGGAAAUGAAAAAGAAAACUUGCCCCAAAUCCCGAACUCUUCUGCAGGACUCUCUUCUGCAGAGUUUUUCUGUUUGUACCUGAGUCACUUAAAGCUGAUGUGAAGAGGAUUUUGACCGACUACAAAAUCAAGACAGUAAAUGUCAAAAACGACCACCGGCCGACUUCAUAAACCCCUGGUGACCACUGUUCUGGUGUUACAUCCAGUGAACAUGAAGUGGAAACUCUUUUUGUUAGGUUUUUACAUUGAAGAUAUGUUCAGAAGUUAAUAGAAAAAUAAAGCUGUUUUAGCUAUUUCUGUCAACACCAUCAUUUUCCAUGUGAAAAAUUUGACUCCUUAGGAGUGCCAUGUUUCAGAUUGAUUUAUCUCUGCACAGCUGCAGCAGGGGGCACUGCAACUUUGGAAAUUAACUCUCCUAACCGACUCCACUAACUUAUUGUGGUUAUGUAAAGGAAGUGUUUUCUUUUCUUGCUGGAGACCUUUUUUUCCACUUCCCCAGAUAAGAGACCAUCUAAAAACAGUGUUACAACAUCCUGAGCAGCUCCUCAUCCUCAGGAAACAAGUGGAUGAAUUGACGUGAUUUUGGAAGCCUUAGAUUUUCUCAAAUAUUCGCAGUUUAAAAAAAAAACUUAAGUCCAUGUAGGCGGAUCAGGAAAGAAGAUUUGAAGAGACAUGCUGAGGUUUAUGAGACAUAAAGCCUUGGGACUUGUUCAUUCACUCCCUCACAUCUUUCUGUGAUCAUACUUUUUUUACAAGCAGCUGAUGUGGCAUUUGUCAGCAAUGAGGCUUUACAUUUUCUUUGAUUAUGUAAAAAUGUGCUCAGAACACCUUUUCGAUUCUCAGCAGCAUGAAAAAAGUAAAAAACUGAUGCUUGGUGGAAGCUUGUGUCUUAGCUGCCUCCUGUGACAGUGAGCUUAGGUUUUGAGUAGCCCUGCAAGACCUUGCUAAAGAAAACUUGGCUCAACAUUUGAGGGAAUUGCAUUCAAAGUUUCAAGAAAGAUGUUUUUUCAACAAAGGAUUACUCAGUGAAUAAGUCAAUGCUUCAGAUUUGACUAAGGUGCGGCAGAUGUUUGGAAUUUGAGCCUUAUGUGAAAAAUUUCAGUUUUUCCGACCCUGAAAGGCUCUCUGAAAAUUUGCGGGAUUUAUCUUUCUGGACUUUCUAAAUUUUUAAAAAAUUUCAACAAAAAAACUUUAACAGGUUUCCACAAAGAUUGCCAAGGUCCUUGACUCCGGUUUCAGCAGCUCUUACAAUUUACAUCAGUGGCCUAGUGCAAAGUGUAUUCAUUUUUUUAAUGACAAAUUUCAUGUUAAUAAUGGUUCAAAAUGUGACAUUUUUGUAAACCUAACAAGUCUUUCAGUGAGGUAGCUUGCAGUGCAUCACUCACAUCUGCCUGUCUCUUGAGCAUUAGUAACAUACUCAGUUUAUUAUGUUGCAUAACAGAUUAUUUAUUUUGUUACAUCUCAAUAAAUGUUAUUUUAUUUCUUAAA